AUGGGGAAAAUCUUGUCACGCCUUCAGGAGAUAUUUGGGGAAUUUCAUCUCACCCCAGCAAGACUCAUCAUGGUCGGACUGGACGGUGCAGGUAAAACCACGAUCCUUUACAAGAUCAAACUAGAUGACGAGGACAUCGAGACUUUACCGACUGUCGGCUUCAACGUGGAGACCGUAACAGUCUGCAAGAACGUCACGUUCACCGUGUGGGACGUCGGUGGCCAGGAGAAGCUCAGAAGAUUGUGGAGCAUGUAUUUCAAGGGCUCUCAUGGAAUUCUGUUUGUGGUAGACAGUUCGGACAAAGAGAGAAUGACGGAGGCACGAGACGAGCUUCAGAAGAUUUGCAAGGCCGAGGAGCUGAAAGGCGUGCCCAUGAUAGUCAUCGCUAACAAACAGGACGUAAAAGGCGCCAUGUCAACGUCCAAGGUCGCUGAUUGGUUGAAUCUUGGCAAGAUUAAAGAUCGCUAUUGGUGUGUCCAGGGCGCAUGUGCAACCCGAGGUGAAGGCCUGAUCGAAUCCAUGACAACAAUGGCUACUCUCGUUAAGAAUUACAAGAAGAACAGCAGUAAAUGGAAAAAGUCCAACUACAUCUGA
Messenger RNA from Liolophura sinensis, 594 nucleotides. RefSeq lists its product as uncharacterized. Lineage: Eukaryota; Metazoa; Mollusca; Polyplacophora; Chitonida; Chitonidae. Gene Ontology annotation, molecular function: GTPase activity; GTP binding. The record is from RefSeq and is a predicted model, not a curated record. The coding region runs from base 1 to 594 and encodes 197 amino acids. The transcript has 4 exons.